CGUACCAUCGUCGAGUCUGCUUCUUCUUCUUCUCUCUCUCUAGUGGUCACAGUCACUUCACACCCGUGAUAAAACCCUAGGAACCAAAUAUGAUGAACCUCUCGAGAUCCGUCGCGUUGAUCUCUCUAUUCCUUCUUCCUUUGCUUAGUUUCUCUUUCUCCGUCGAUAAUCCGACGGAUCGGCGAGUUCUUGUUCUUCUCGAUGAUUUAUCACUCAAAUCCUCUCAUUCUAUCUUCUUCAACACUCUCAAGUCUCGUGGAUUUGAUCUCGAUUUCAAGUUAGCUGAAGAUUCGAAGCUUGCGCUUCAACGAUAUGGCCAGUACUUGUACGAUGGGUUGAUCAUCUUCGCCCCAUCCACAGAACGGCUUGGAGGAUCCUUGGAUUCGAAAUCCAUUGCUGAUUUCAUUGAUUCCGGUCGUGACCUGAUCUUAUCGGCGGAUACUUCUGCAUCUGAUUUGAUUAGGGGUAUUGCCACAGAGUGUGGGGUUGAUUUUGAUGAGGAUUCUUCAGCUGUGGUUAUUGAUCAUACUAGCUUCUCUGUCUCUGAUGUUGACGGCGACCACACCUUGAUUGCUGCCGACGAUUUAGUUAAAUCCGAUGUCAUUUUAGGAAAAACCAAGAUUGAGGCUCCCGUGCUCUUCAGAGGAGUUGCGCAUUCGUUGAAUCCUACCAACAAUCUGGUUUUGAAAGUUCUUUCAGCCUCUCCCUCGGCUUAUUCUGCUAACCCCAGCUCAAAGUUGUCUAGUCCCCCCCAGCUCACAGGGUCUGCAAUUUCGCUAGUCUCGGUCAUGCAGGCCAGGAACAAUGCUAGGGUUGUGAUCUCAGGCUCUUUGCAGUUGUUUAGCGAUAGGUUAAUCAGAUCUGGUGUCCAGAAAGCAGGGAGUCCGAACCAAUACGAAAAAUCUGGCAACGAACAGUUUGUGACUGAACUAAGCAAAUGGGUCUUCCACGAAAGGGGCCAUCUGAAGGCUGGUAGUCUUGUACACCAUAGGGUUGGAGAAACAGAUGAGCCAGCGAUAUAUAGGAUAAAGGAUGACCUGGAAUUUUCUGUAGAGAUAUAUGAGUGGUCAGGAAAGAGCUGGGAGCCGUAUGUUGCUAACGAUGUGCAGGUUCAGUUUUACAUGAUGAGCCCGUAUGUGUUGAAAACCCUGUCAACAGACAAGAAGGGUCUGUUUCAUACAUCUUUCAAGGUUCCUGAUGUCUAUGGUGUAUUCCAGUUUAAAGUUGAAUAUGAAAAGCUAGGAUACAGUACAUUAUCUCUUUCGAAGCAGAUUCCGGUGCGGCCUUACAGACACAAUGAGUAUGAGAGAUUUAUCCCAACUGCGUAUCCUUAUUAUGGAGCCUGCUUUACUACGAUGGCUGGUUUCUUCGUAUUCAGCUUCGUCUACCUCUACCAUAAGUAGAAUCCCUUAAAUGGUUGUCAAGUCGCAUAAAGUAAGCCAAACCUUCAUAUUUAGAUGAGAAAAAACAAAUUUUGAACUUGAGACCAAUAUUGUUGGGCAACAAGGUUUUCACAUGUUUCUAGAUUUAGCCAGACAGUUGCAACUUUUUUGUUUUUGUUUCCCAGAUAUUGUUUAUGUUAACGUAACUUUACACCCUUUCUCUGCU
Arabidopsis lyrata subsp. lyrata is the source of this 1608-nucleotide messenger RNA. RefSeq names its product dolichyl-diphosphooligosaccharide--protein glycosyltransferase 48 kDa subunit. The record is from RefSeq and is a predicted model, not a curated record. Gene Ontology annotation, cellular component: endoplasmic reticulum membrane; oligosaccharyltransferase complex. NCBI's taxonomy places the organism in Eukaryota, Viridiplantae, Streptophyta, Magnoliopsida, Brassicales, Brassicaceae. The transcript is spliced from 13 exons. Bases 90 to 1403 code for a protein of 437 amino acids.